AUGCACCUGGUAAAAGAUAUACUACAGAGAGCUACUGCUCUUUUAUUAUGCGUGAGCCUUGUUGCCGCAAUUAAAAAGAGAGAUAUGGAUAUGGGCGACGACGGUGAUCGUCCUGAAUUCCAUCCUAUCAAUGCAGGCUCCAAGACUUUUCAUUGGAUAUUGACUUUGUUUCUUCUCCUUAUAGUACCAUCGAUAAGUACUUCGUUAGCUGUGGCGAACCGUUUACACUGGUCCCUUCUUUUGCAAUACAUAUCUACCGCUUACUCUGUCAUAGAGUCCAUGUUUGUGGAUUUCCCAGAUAACGUCGAUAACCACGAGAACCGAACGUCCAAAGGUACAAGUUGGUUCUUGAGUAUAUUGCUUGGAAUUACCAUAUUUAUGGGCACAUUGAUUAAUGGAAGCAAUUUAGUGAUCAAUAAAUUUUACCCUCAAUUGGCCAAACACUAUAACGAGUAUGGUCUUCAUUACAAGAUCUACAAGAUUCUUUCGUUGUUAUGUGUAUUUACCGGGUGGGUUAGGGUGUGCAUGGCCCCCGUUGCAUUGUUUGGAUUCUGUUAUGGUAAACACACAGGUCAAUGUAUUGCCCACGGAAUCAUGGGGUCGGCUUUCAUCUUGUAUUCUUUUAUCUUAUCGGUUGUGCUUGUUGUGCCCUGGAUCCGCAAGCACCAACUACAUCAACAAAAUGCAAACACAGCCAAGUUCCAAUCCCAAGAAUUUUAUGAUUCAACAGUGAUGAUGGUGUGGGGUAUAGUCAAUACUUUCACUGAGCAUAGAUGGGGACGUGAAGGAUGGAACAUGGGUGAUUAUCAGCACACCGCGAUGGGUAUUAUUUGGUGGGGAGGUGGCUUGCUAGGGAUGUGGCUUUCGAGGAAUAACAAGAGAUCGUUUGUCCCAUCAUUACUACUUAUAUACACCGGAUGGUCAAUGUCCCAACAUUUUCAGCAUUCUGAGGUGUCAACAAGAGUACAUGCAAUGUUUGGCACGGCCUUGAUGAGCGCCGGGGUAACAAGGAUAAUCGAAAUCUCAUUUGUGCUCAAAGAUAGAGCAUGCCAUCUACCACUGGGCAAAAUUGUUUCUUUCCAGUACUUGCCUCCAUUUUGCUUAACAUUGUCUGGAAUAUUGUUUAUGAGUGCAACUGAGGAACAGUUGCAAUUGGUCGAGGAUUUGGGAAGUGAUCAUUCAGCAUAUAUAUUGGUUGUCGCCUCAGCUGGCUUUUUGAUCUUUUUGUGGAUCCAAUUAAGUAUCUGGCUCUACUUGAAAUUGGUGGGCUACGAUGAAGACGGAGAAUUGAGAGGAGGGAAUUUUGCAGCUUAUUCCAGCGUAAAUAACGACGAUUUUGAACUAGGUGAUUUGAGUGGUGCUGAAGACAACCGAUUUGAUAUCGAUGAUGGCGGAGAGGUAGACGAAGAUGGGAUAACUACACCCGAAGGUACAGAUAGGCUGUAA
Molecule: messenger RNA, 1446 nt
Organism: Lodderomyces elongisporus
Lineage: Eukaryota; Fungi; Ascomycota; Pichiomycetes; Serinales; Debaryomycetaceae
Exons: 1
Coding region: 1-1446 (481 amino acids)
Source: RefSeq, a predicted model, not a curated record